Molecule: messenger RNA, 1594 nt
Organism: Pollicipes pollicipes
Lineage: Eukaryota; Metazoa; Arthropoda; Thecostraca; Pollicipedomorpha; Pollicipedidae
Product: cytochrome b5-related protein-like
Biological process (GO): lipid metabolic process
Source: RefSeq, a predicted model, not a curated record
AUGGAUGGCACGCCGCGCGCGCCGCGACAGCGCUGCGCCGUCGCCGCUGCCGCCCGGCAGGACGACGAGAGGCACGGCUGGACCAGCCGGUUCCUGCGCUACCCUCCACACCGGCAGCGAUGGUUCUGGGAUAAAUCCAGCGUGCCGUGGCUUCAGGACAAGCGCGUGGCCGACGACGUCGGUGACCUCUGGCGCGUUCACGACGACCUCUACGACCUGAGCGCGUUCGCGGCCCGGCACCCGGGCGGCCGGUUCUGGAUCGACGUGACCCGGGGUCAGGACAUCACCGAGCUGUUCGAGGCGAGCCACUGUCUGAUGACGGGCAGCACCGAGCGCCUGCUGGCGCAGCACCACGUGCGCGCCGCACACCAGCCACGCAACGCGCCCUACACGUUCCUCGAGGACGGCUUCUACCGGACGCUGAAGCGGCGCGCGGCACCUGUGCUGCGUCGCCUGGGCACCGGGCCGGGCCUGGCGACCCGAGUCAUCGCCGACACGUGCGUGGGCGCGUUUCUGGCGGCGUCGGCGGCGUCGGUGCUGCUGCGGUCGCCGCUGCUGGCGCUGGCGGCCGGUGGUGCGCUGAUGCUCGCCAUCGGCACCGGCCACAACUUCCUGCACCAGCGCGACAACUGGCGCAUGUUCUACCUGGACCUGUCGUUCCUGUCUUCGGCAGAGUGGCGCGUCUCGCACGCGCUCAGCCACCACAUGUUUCCCAACACGCUGUACGACCUGGAGGUGACACAGUUGGAGCCGCUGGUGCUGUUCUUCACGCACGCCAAGAGCCGGCUGCGCCGUGGACUCGGCCAUCUCGUACUCUACCACAUCCCCAUCCUGCUCACCUUCUUCGUGGAGGGACUGAAGCGCACGCUGCGCUGGCUGCGCGGCGAGCAGCGGCCGCGGCCCGAAAAUAUUCUGCCGCUGCUGCACCUACUGCUGCUCACGAUGCUGGCCAGUCUGCCGGCCCAGCCGGCCGGCGGCGGCUGGCUGGCGGCCGCGGCGCGCGCGCUGCCGCUCUGGGCGCUCACGCACGCCAGCGCCAGCUACCUCUUCCUGACGGUGGGCUUUGCGGCGGCGCACCACCACCCGAGCAUCUUCCACGACGGUGACGUGCCGCUCGCCUCGCUGGAUUGGGGCCUCCAGCAGCUGGAUGCCGUGGGGGACCGGAAGGCGGUGCGCGGCUCGCUGCCGCUGGUGCUGACGCUGUUUGGCGACCACGGCCUCCAUCACAUGUUCCCCACGGUCGACCACGCCAAGCUGGCGUCGUUGUACGGCGUGUUCGAGGAGGUGUGCGCCGAGUUCGGUGUGCGAUACCGGUACUUCUCGCUGCGGGAGAUGUUCGGUGGUCAGUACCAGCAAAUGGUGCGCUCAGAGCCGCGAUGUUCCGACCUGAUGCCCGCCGCCGGCGCCGGGGGACCGGAGGUCAUCAACAGGGGACUCUGAGAGGGACGGGAGAUUGGAAGCCACCGAAGGGGGACUCUGGGAUGGCCAGGCGUCAUCAGCAGGAGUCGCUAGAGUGCUAGGCUUCAUUAGCAGUAUCCGAAGUUGAAAAUAUAUAUUGAACAUGCCCAUUACAAUACAGAAAGUUUCACCUGCA